Molecule: messenger RNA, 1692 nt
Organism: Acanthosepion pharaonis
Lineage: Eukaryota; Metazoa; Mollusca; Cephalopoda; Sepiida; Sepiidae
Source: the annotation of a GenBank genome assembly
AUGGGUUAUUUAAUGCUGACAAAAUUUUUAUUGCUGGCAAUAUUUUUUAUCUAUCUAUCUAUCUAUCUAUCUAUCUAUCUAUCUAUCUAUCUAUCUAUCUAUCGACUGGGAAUUAAAAAUCUGCUCCUUUCCUCUCUCGCUCUCUCUCUUUAUCUAUCUGUCUCAGUCUUCUCAUAUCUAUCUAUCUAUCUAUCUAUCUAUCUAUCUAUCUAUCUAUCUAUGUCUUCUCAUAUCUAUAUAUCUUUUUAUCUGUAUAUUAGUCUGCUCAUUAUCUAUCUAUCUAUCUAUCUAUCUAUCUAUCUCAUCUGCUAUCUAUCUAUCUAUCUAUCUAUCUAUCUAUGUCUUCUCAUAUCUAUCGAUAUAUCUUUUAUCUGUCUAUAUUAUCUAUCUGCUCAUUAUCUAUCUUUUUAUCUGUAUCUAUCUAUCUAUCUAUCUAUCUAUCUAUCUAUCUAUCUCAGUCUGCUAAUAUUUAUCGAUUUAUUUAGUCUGUGCAUAUCUAUCUAUCUAUCUAUCUAUCUAUCUAUCUAUCUAUCUAUCUCAUAUCUAUAUAUCUUUUUAUCUAUAUCUAUCUAUCUAUCUAUUAUCUAUCUAUCUAUCUAUCUAUCUUUUAUCUAUCUAUCUAUCUAUAUCUAUCUUUAUUUAGUCUUCUGUGCAUAUCUAUCUAUCUAUCUAUCUAUCUAUCUAUAUAUCUUUUUAUCUAUCUAUUAUCCACUUUUCACCUAUCUAUCUAUCUAUGAAUGUCUGCUAAUUAUCACUUUACGUCUGUGCAUAUCUAAAGUAAAUGAUACAAACGAUCUAUCUAUCUAUCUAUCUAUCUAUCUAUCUAUCUAUCUAUCUAUCUAUCUAUCUAUCAAAGCUGAUUCAUAUCUAUCUAUCUAUCUAUCACAUGUAGAAGUAAUAGUUUGCUGUCUGUCUGUCUGUCUGUCUGUCUGUCUCUCUCUCUCUCUAUCUAUCUAUCUAUCUAUCUUGUCCAGGCUAAUAUCUAUCUAUCUAUCUAUCUAUCUAUCUAGAAUAAUUAAAUCAAUAAACUCUAUCUAUCUAUCUAUCUAUCUAUCUAUCUAUCUAUCAAAGCCGAUUCAUAUCUAUCUAUCUAUCACAUGUAGAAGUAAUAGUUUGCUGUCUACUGAUAUCUAUCUAUCUAUCUAUCUAUCUAUCUAUCUAUCUAUCUAUCUAUCUAUCUAUCUAUCUAGAAUAAUUAAAUCAAUAAACUCUAUCUAUCUAUCUAUCUAUCUAUCUAUCUAUCUAUCUAUCUAUCACAUAAAUUAUCUAUCUAUCUCAAUCUGCUCAAUAAAAUCUAUCUAUCUAUCUAUCUAUCUAUCUAUCUAUCUGCUCACUAUCUAUCUAUCUAUCUAUCUAUCUAUCUAUCUAUCUAUCUAUCUUCCCCAGCCUGUUCAUUAUCUAUCUAUCAAUAAACUUUAUCUAUCUAUCUAUCUAUCUAUCUAUCUAUCUAUCUAUCUAUCUAUCUAUCUAUCUAUCUAUCUGUUACAUUUUUUACAAUAUCUAUCUAUCUAUCUAUCUAUCUAUCUAUCUAUCUAUGCAAAUCUCUUUAUAUCGAGCUAUCUGUGCCAAUCUUUAUAUCGAGCCAAUCUAUCUAUCUAUCUAUCGAUCUAUCUAUCUAUCUAUCUAUCUAUCUAUCUAUCUAUCUAUCUAUGCAAAUCUCUUUAUAUCAAGCUAUCUGUGCUAGCUAGCUAG